GAAACUUGCAUCAAUUUUUUUAUCAUCGUCAUGAUAUUUCAUCAUGGUUUCAUUCAUUACAUUUGAAAUAUGGUGAUGUAUUUGAAAUUUACAUUGGGCUUGAUAGACAAUUAGUCGUUCACAAUUUACAAAUCACUGAACGUGUUUUGAGUCCAUUGAGAAAUAGUAAUUACAUAAUGCGUUUGACACCUAAUAAAGGACUAGACGAAUUAGGAAAAAGCAACCAAGGAAUUAUUUUAAAUAGAGACAUUAACAAAUGGGCUCAUAAUAGAAAAAUACUUAUUAGAGCUAUAAUGGCUCCAAAUGCAUUAAAGUUUUCAGCUGAUCUUGUAAAUCGUGUUUUUAAAGAUUUAGAAACUUAUUGGGAUUCUUUAAUUAAUGAAAUGGGAGAAUCUAUUACAAGUAAGGGAAUUCAUCAAAAAAAAGUAUUGGAAAUUGACCUUGUGCCUUGGAUCAAAAGGAUCUUCACCGAAAAUAUAAUGUUAUUAGCAACAAACAGGCAAACUAAUAUGUUAUUGAAUUAUUACAAAAUCAGCAAAAAAGAAAAAGAUUUCAAUAUAGUUAAAACUGCUGAGGAGGAAUAUUUACAUAAUUUGGAUUUUGCACAAGAUUGUAUUAGAUAUUAUGCAACAUUUCCUUUGUUUAUACGUAAUUUGCCAUUGAUAAAGAUUUAUUCAAAUUAUCUAUUAAACAAAUUUUUAUCAACAAGAAAGUAUAUUAUCAAUUUAAUCAAAGAAUCUAGAGAGAAAAUUGAAAAUAUUAGUGAUAAAGAAAACCUGACACCUGAUAUGUUGAAUAUGUUAUUAACUAUUAAUACUCCAAAAGAUAUUACUCAAGGCAUUGCAAAUGAUUUAAAUGAUAAACCAAUGACUGAUGAAGAAAUUAUCAAUGUUAUUUCUGAAACAUUCCUUGCGGGAAUUCAGACUUCAUCUGAUGCUUUUUCAUUUGUUAUAUAUUAUGUAUCUAGUCAUCCCGAGGUUGAACAAAAUAUUCUUAAGGAAAUUGAACAGGUAUUUGGAGAUAAAUCUAAUUUAGAUUAUGAAGAUUUAAAAAAAUUGGAAUACAUUGAAGCUGUAAUAAAAGAAGCAACAAGUUUUGAUCAAAUAAGUGAUUACAAAAUUCCAGGUUCAACACUAACGGUUAUAAAUGUCAAAAGUUUACACAUGAAUCCAAAUUAUUGGAAUGAACCAACUAAAUUCAAUCCUUCGAGAUUCUUAAAAAACAAAAAUAAUGACAACAAUAGUGAAGAUUCCUUUAUCAAAAAUACAUUUUUACCUUUUGGUGGUGGAUUGCGUAUGUGUCCAGGAAGACAUUUAGCAAUGAAUCAACUCAAAUUACUGGUUGCUUUAUUCUAUAAAAAAUAUGAAUUUGAAUUGGUAAAUGAUAAACUUGUAUAUAGACAAUCUAUUAGUGCUAAUGGUAAUAAUCAAUGUGGUGAAUUAAAGGUUAAAUUAGCUCAUAGAAAUUAA
Molecule: messenger RNA, 1469 nt
Organism: Entrophospora candida
Lineage: Eukaryota; Fungi; Glomeromycota; Glomeromycetes; Entrophosporales; Entrophosporaceae
Source: the annotation of a GenBank genome assembly